Ctenopharyngodon idella (grass carp) is the source of this 3421-nucleotide messenger RNA. Its product is annotated as protein NLRC3-like. The transcript is spliced from 7 exons. The record is from RefSeq and is a predicted model, not a curated record. Lineage: Eukaryota; Metazoa; Chordata; Actinopteri; Cypriniformes; Xenocyprididae. Bases 184 to 2493 code for a protein of 769 amino acids.
CGCGUGAUCACAGAUAAAAGUGAAAGUAAAAGAAAGCUGAUGUUUCGCCAUUUUAAACAGACUGUCGAUUCCUUAAACUUUAAAUUAUUAUUACAACUUUUAUAAAACCUUAGACAGGAAUUUAUGUGAAGCGUGAUGGAAGAGAUGGAGGAGUUUGUGAAUCGGGUGGCUGUGUAGAUUUUGAUGAAGGUGAUUGUUCACAUCUCCCUUUACAGCUUCAUUAUGGAUGACACACAAACAUCCAGAGAUGAAGAUUUUUCUCCAGGAUUCAGUUCAGUUCAGCAGGAGAGAUCAGAGCCAGAGCCCAGCUGUGUGUCUAUGAGGAGUGACGGGUCUAUGGGUCAUCCAAUAUAUUUUAAGAAUGACGAUACACAGACUGAUCUCAGGUCAAUCCUGCCACAAAGAUCAGCCGUAACAAAACCCGUCUGUGAGAAGAAUGACCAGUCUAUGAAUCAACUACAGGACUUUGAUGAAAGCAGCCAUGAAGGACUCAAGUUUAGAUCAAAUCUGAUGAAGAAGUUUGAGCAUCUGUAUGAAGGAAUAGCAAAGCAGGGAAACCCAACACUCCUGAAUGAGAUCUACACAGAGCUCUACAUCACAGAGGGUGACAGUGGAGAGAUCAGUAAUGAGCAUGAGGUGAGACAGAUUGAGACACAAUCCAGGAGAGCAGCAACAGAGGACACACCGAUCAAAUGCAAUGACAUCUUCAGACCUUUACCUGGACAAGACAAACCCAUCAGAACUGUGCUGACAAAGGGAGUCGCUGGCAUUGGAAAAACAGUCUCUGUGCAGAAGUUCAUCCUAGACUGGGCUGAAGGGAAAGUGAAUCAGGACGUCCAGCUCAUAUUUCCACUUCCUUUCAGGGAGCUCAAUUUGAUGAAGGACAACACACUCAGUCUUUCAGAUCUUCUUCAUGUCUUUUUCCCUGAAACAAAAAAAAUGGAAAUAUCCAGUGACAAAUAUAAAGUGUUGUUUAUCUUUGAUGGUCUGGAUGAGUGUCGUUUUAACUUACAUUUUCAAAGGAAUGAGACUCUACGAGAUGCAAACAAAAAGAAAUCAGUGGACGUGCUGCUGAUGAACCUCAUUGCGGGGAAACUGCUUCCCUCUGCUCUCAUCUGGAUCACCUCCAGACCAGCAGCAGCUGAACUCGUCCCCUCUGAGUGUGUCCAUCGAGUGACAGAGGUACGAGGCUUCAAUGAGCCACAGAAGGAGGAAUACUUCAGGAAGAGAAUCAGUGAUCAGAGUCUGGCCAAUAAAAUCAUCUCACACCUGAAGUCAUCAAGGAGCCUCUACAUCAUGUGCCACAUCCCAGUGUUCUGCUGGAUCUCAGCCACUGUUCUAGAGAAGAUGUUGAGUGAAGCAGAGAGUGGAGAGAUUCCCAAGACUCUCACUCAAAUGUACACACACUUCCUGAUCCUUCAGACCGACAUUAAACAUGAGAAGGACUAUGAGAAGAACCUGACAGAUGAAGACAUGAUCCUCAAGCUGGGGAAAGUGGCUUUUCAGCAGCUUGUGAAAGGCAAUGUGAUCUUCUAUGAGGGAGACCUGAGAGAGUGUGGCAUUGAUGUGACAGAAGCAUCAGUGUACUCUGGAUUGUGCACUCAGAUCUUCAGAGAGGAGUCAGGCUUGUAUCAGGGGAAAGUCUUCUGCUUUGUUCAUCUGAGCGUUCAGGAACAUCUAGCAGCUUUAUAUGUGCACCUCUGCUUCACAAACAACAACAGAAAUGUGUUUGACUCAGUCACCAAACCAGGUUUGUUGUCUAUGUUUAAGGACCGGUUUCAACACAAUUCAUCAAAACAUGUUUUAUUUUCUGAGCUCCAUCAGAGAGCUGUGAAUGAGGCUCUACAUAGUAAAAAUGGACAUCUAGACCUUUUCCUGCGGUUCCUUCUGGGUCUGUCAGUGGAUUCUCUUCAGAUUCUCCUACAGGGACUAAUGACACUGAGAAGAAGCAGAUCUGACAGAAAUGAGAAAACAGUUGAGUACAUCAAGGAGAAGAUCAGGACCAUUGACUCUCCAGAGAAAUCCAUCAAUCUGUUCCACUGUCUGAAUGAACUGGGUGAUCAUUCACUAGUGGAGGAAAUACAACAGUAUCUGCAAUCUGGAACAAUAAGUGAAGCCAGACUCUCUUCAUCUCAGUGGUCAGCUGUAGUUUUUGUGUUGCUGACAUCAGAGAAGAAGCUGGAUGAGUUUGAUAUUAAUAAAUUUGUUGGAGAAAACAAUAAAGCUGAAAAACUGACGGUUCUUCAGAAGCUGCUGCCUGUGAUUAAAGUUCAUCUGAGUGAUUGUGGAGUCACAGAGAAAGAUUGUGCUGCUCUGACUUCAGUUCUGAGAUCAAACCCCUCACAGCUGAGAGAACUGGAUCUGAAUAAGAAAAAACUACGAGAUUCGGGUGUGAAGCUUCUUUCUGUUGUACUGGAAGAUCCUGACUGUAAACUGGAGAAACUCUGGUCUCACACACUGCAGCGUCGCGGUCACUAUUUAGACGAGCUCUGACACCGUGUGGUGAAAUAAUCACAGAUGUUUACAGGCCACGGCUUUCUCAGAUCAGCUUAUGUUGAUUAAAACUACAAAUUCUGUUGAGUUUGGAAAAUUCUGUACACAUUAAUCAUCAGAAUAUCUCUUCUCCUGUCUCUGGAAAUGUCUGGAUUUUGAAAUCAUCCUGCAGUUGCUCAUUUUAAGAGGAGUUUAUUCAACUAGGCGAUUACAGCACAAUGAAAAUAUGUACAUAACUGGAAGAAUCGAUACACUGCUUCGACAAGCACUUCCAGUGAUCAAUUCCACUGCUGUGAUAAAGGUCUAUUGAGUAACAUUUGGAUGUAAACAUGGCUGCGGGAACUAGGGUUGCUGAGGGUGCUGCAGCACCCCCUGUCAAUGAGUUUUAGGGGAUAAAAUUAUUGACUGCAGGAGGACUUUAAUCUUUAAAAAUGAAGAUUGUCCCCCGGUUUCACAGACAAGGCUUAAGUUAGUUGUUCAUUUUCUACUAUUAGUACGCCAUUUUGGGUUUAACUUCCCCAAUAGUGUAAACACUGAGCCUCCCAGACACCAUCAAAACAUUAAGAGCGGUCUGCUCAGAUCGUCAGUCUCUUUCCAGCUCAAUCUAUCCAUGGGUUUCAUGUGACGUUUUAUUGCCUCCAUUUUUGUGUCCGGUCACAGCUGCGUGACCUGUUUCAGUCUAUAGUCACAGCAGCCUCAACUACAAGAGGAAGAUCAACGAAACACUCCUAGAAAGUUCACAACAAGGUUACAAUAUGCCUGGGAUAUGUGGUGCUGUUAGCUGUAAUAACAGUCGUCAGAGAAACCCCGAACUACAAUUUUAUUCAAUCCCAAAGGAGUUAGAUCGGCAGAAUUGUUGGCUUCAAUCACAAGGGACCACACCACUGGCAGCCAAACAGCAAUGCGCAACAUUAAUAACUACUGGGAC